AUGCGGGGCGCGCGCCGCCGCCAGAGGCCGCCGCAGCCUCCCCGGGCCGGGGCAUGGAAUUUUCCACCGCGCAGCCCAGCUUGCACUGUCGCGUCUCAUUGGCCGAGCGGGGAUGUCUGUCCCCGUUGGGGGACGCAGAUUAGAUUAGCCUGGGAGCCCUCCUCAGUGGGUUUGGCAGGGCUCUUGAUUAAUCAGGUCAGCGGGGCCAGGGAGCGGGGGACGAGGGGAGGGUACGAUCCCAGCGGCGCCCGCGUCUUGUUUUCAAACCCAGCUAAGCUCCGGCGUUUGGAUGUCACCUUUCCGCACAGAAAAUGCUCCAGGGAGCUGGGAACGGUCGAGGGCAGCGAUCAGAAUUUACCUCUUUCAAGUAACAUUCCCCUCGGAACCACUGGAAAAGAAGACUCCAGAAGCCCGAGUCCCGCCGCCUCUCCCACCCCUCGCCCCAGCCCCCCUCCCGCCCCGCCCCUCUUUUGA
This is a messenger RNA of Rangifer tarandus platyrhynchus (Svalbard reindeer), 474 nucleotides long. The record is from the annotation of a GenBank genome assembly. NCBI's taxonomy places the organism in Eukaryota, Metazoa, Chordata, Mammalia, Artiodactyla, Cervidae.